AUGCGCCCGCUCCGUAAAGCAACUCUUCGCGCUUCGUCUCAUCGCGUUCGACCAGUCUCGUCUGCCUUGCUUGCUCCUCUUGCUACCAUGUCGGCACACCUCCAAAGCCCGAGCUUCCUGCCCUCGUGCUCAUGCUCGCGCAACUUGACGACUGACGCCUCGUCUCUCGACCGAUUCUCCAUGUCUACCCUGGCUACAUCCGCACGCUUAGUCCGAACGAGCACACCCAGCCUCGCAUCCUCGUCUUCGUCCGCUUCCUCUUCGGUUCAAGCAACCCCCGCCCUUCCGUCCGGAUCGGCCUUCCACUCCUCGGCCAAGUCCACCAACGCAGGUCUUGACCUCUCCCACCUCAACUCGCUUCUCGACAAGCUCGCUCGCCCUUCGUCGCCUCGUUCUUCGUCGUCCAACGAGAACCUUUCGACUCCCUCCACCUCCGCCUCGGCUUCUGGCUCGUCUUCGGCGCUUCCGCUAACCCCACGGCUUCGAGGCAAAGGCACGUUCCGCGAGCCUUCGUACGUCCGUGCUCAACGCAAGACGCAAUUCAACACUCUGCUCGACACCUUCCAUCGAGCAACCGUGUGCGACUUUGAGCCGAGCUACCACCUCUCGGCCUCCGAUCUCGUACGUGCCUUCGAACGUCAAGGCACCUCCGUCGACCCGGUCCAACCCAACGACGUGCUUCGCGGCGUAGCUAGCAGCAUGUCCGAACCCAGUGUCCAGCAGACCGCGCAGCCCGGUGCGCUGCCCAGCGCAGAGAACCCGGGCAAACUCGUGCAGGCCUCGGGCAUCGCUGCUCCGUACCAGGAUGCGAUCAAGCAGGCGAUUCAGACGCGCAUCGACCAGGGCAAGUCGAGGCCCAAGCUGGUCGGCAUCCUCGCCACGCCCAGCCCGCCCAGUGUCGCCUACGCCGAGUGGACGCGCAAGGCGUGCGAGGCGGUCGGCAUCGAGUUUGACAUCUGGAAGACCUGGGACGACUCGGUCGAGGUCAAGGAGGAGGAGCACAAGGGCAGCGCGCCCGACUUUGACCUCGAGGCGGACGUCGAGGACCUCAUCAUCGCUGCCAACGCCGACGACAAGGUGCACGGCAUCAUGGUGUACUACCCCAUCUUCUUUGGACGUCAGGACACGUAUCUGCAGCAGAUUGUGGAUCCGCGCAAGGACGUCGAGGGUCUUCACUUUAGCUACUGCUGGAACAUGUACCACAACGUGCGCUGGAUCUCGCCCGCCAAGCUCGGCAAUGCGCCGGGAACCACGCGCGAGCUGCCCGAGGAGCGCGCGCACCGCCAGGCAGCACUGGACAGCGAGCAGGUGCCUCCGGGCAUGGCCAAGUCGAUCCUGCCGUGCACGCCGCUCGCCAUGGUCAAGUGUCUGGAGGCGGUGGGCGUGUACGACCGCGAGCUGCCGUACGGCGACCGUCUGUACGGCAAGACGAUCACGGUGAUCAACCGUUCCGAGGUGGUCGGUCGUCCGCUCGCCGCACUGCUGUCCAACGACGGCGCCAAGGUGUACUCGGUGGACAUUGACUCGAUCCAGGAGUUCAACAAGCGUGCUGCCGAGCCGUCGUCGCCACCGCACGGCCGUGCGCGAUCCGAGAUGGUCAAAAAGGCGCAUGCGCAGAACACCGCCUCGCAGCUGCGCCCGCACCAUGUGGUGCGCAACUGCUCGCUCAGCGCCGAAGAGUGCAUCCGUGCGGCCGACGUGGUGAUCGCCGGCGUGCCCUCGGCCAACUACAAGAUCGAGACCGACUGGAUCAAGCCUGGCGCCGUCUGCGUCAACUUUUCGAGCGAGAAGAACUUUAAGCCCGACGUGAGGACGCGCGCGUCCAUGUACCUGCCUGCGAUCGGCAAGACCACGAUCGCCAUGCUCCAGAGGAACCUGCUCCGUCUCGUCGAGUACCGCGAGCUGUCCGAGGCAGCGGACAAGUAA
This is a messenger RNA of Moesziomyces antarcticus, 1926 nucleotides long. RefSeq names its product NAD(P)-binding protein. The record is from RefSeq and is a predicted model, not a curated record. Gene Ontology annotation, biological process: purine nucleobase biosynthetic process. Gene Ontology annotation, cellular component: cytosol. The transcript has a single exon. The coding region runs from base 1 to 1926 and encodes 641 amino acids. Lineage: Eukaryota; Fungi; Basidiomycota; Ustilaginomycetes; Ustilaginales; Ustilaginaceae. Gene Ontology annotation, molecular function: methylenetetrahydrofolate dehydrogenase (NAD+) activity; methylenetetrahydrofolate dehydrogenase (NADP+) activity.